AUGGCUUCCUAUAAGUCACAAUACCCUCCACCUAGGAGGACGGAGGACCGGGUGCCUACUACUCGGUUGCCUCAACGAUCUAUUACUCCUACCACUAUCACCACAAUCACAUCCAACCCACCUACAUCAAGCCAGUCUAAGCUGCAAAAGAGAAGGCCUUCAAGGGAUGAUGAGUUAAGCUCAAGAGGUCAUACAGGUCAACAAGGCUCUACGCAAGCAGCCAGCUCUCGUCCAAGGAAGACCAGCCGAUCUACACCUAUGUUUCCUCAACACUCAAGUGUCACAACCUCGAAACCUUCGCCACAGAUCUCGACCUCAAGAUUACCCAAGCUUGAAGUUCCUCUCGGUAUACGUACGCCUUCGCUCGCCUCGGGCUCAUCCGCGUCGACCAUUGAAAGCCCUCGCUCGAAUGUACUCAGGAGAAAACAAACAAGUGUUGGAGCCGCAAGUGGUCGGCAAGCCACGCGGAUAAGAGACGACUCUAUAUCGUCCCAAGAUGGCAGGCAGUUGAUGGAGGGCAUACCUGGAGGAUAUAAAGAUCCUUUCUCGGAGACAGUCCUGGGAAUCUCUUUACCCCCAUCUUCGAAUAUCCUAGCUCGUUCAGAAGGACAAAUCGACUCGUACAGUAACCUGCUCUAUGAUUAUGAGAUUGGCCCUACAGACAUACUUCCCCUCCCAACACCGCAGUACGCUCUCUCUGCAACACCCUCGACUCGAUACUCAGAUUCACCUGGACCUUUCAGUGUAUCAUCCACUCCUACGUCGAUGUCGUCCUACUCGCCGGGGACAACAUUAUCCAGAGCCUCAAACCGAACUCGGCAAGCCAGUCCACUUCAGAGCAGGCCACCAGUCACUCGGCACAAGACUCCAGAUGAAACUAACACCCGUCACCCUCACACACUUUCUACCGUCAGGGAAUCCUCCACCUCGUCAUCAUCCGCGUCUACCGUUGUUACGGAUGUAGCGAAGCACAAAGAUGUCCAGUCCCCUAACGGUCUCGCCACCUUACCCCAAAGUCCUCGAGUAUCUGAAGUUAUAUGUAGCGCAGAAGAGAAAUCUCGUAUCCAGGCACCCCCGGAGUUUGCUCAUCUUGCUGAUCAGUCGCCUGCACCGGUACCGACUGCAAGGCGACCUUCGAGACCUAGUAGAGAUGGUACUCCUGAACUAUCUGGACUCCGCGGUCCAUCACCAAUAAUCCAAAGCAAUAUGCUCAACUUUCCGUCUCAACACAAAAGGACUCCCUCGUCUGAAUCUAAAACUGGUCUCACUUAUGCGAGAUCUAAAAGCAAUACAUCAGCCAAACCUUCAUCACGAAACCCUUCGCCAAAUCCCGCUUCGGCAUUGCCGUCAGCUACCAGAGCACAAGUUCGUGGACCGACACCUGAUUUCCAGCAUGAUCGAAAGCCACGAAGGACCAGUACCGGACCGGCACCAGCGCCCGCUCCUGCUCCAAGCCCGAGUAAGACCUCUAGAUUCGGGUUCUUCACGCGUCGUACCAAGACUGAGCCUACCCCAGUAGCGAAGUCUGAGAGCAAGCUUCACAGAAGAGGACCAGCUGCCGGUACUGGCCACGAAGGCUAUGGAAGAUAUGCAGUCAGAGGUCGCAGUGGAAGCUCAGUCAGUACCAACAGCAUCGGACGAUCCGCUAGCGCUGGAACUACCUCUGAGAGCCUGGACAAAACACCCUCAACUCGCAAAAGCAGUAUGACUAGCACAACAAGCGGGGAGGUGGAUGACUUUUUCCUCAAUCGCCUCGCUCCUGUCGUUAUUCGAGGUACGGGGACUAGCUCGGAACUCUCAAGAAGCCCAGAACCAAUGCAAUCUAGCAGCAGCCUGGAUGUCUCCAUCAAUCAAGGAUUCGAACUAAAUAAGACUAUGAGCAACUCAUCACAAUCGGUAUUGGAGAAGAAUCGGCCAACACUGUUACCGUCCGCGAUGCCAGACAAUGUACGCAAUGGAUCUCCCAUGAAAAAGAUGACUCUAGGACUGCGGAGGCCCUCUGAGAGCGACGAUGAUACAAAGAGAUCAUUCUUACCUGCCAUGGCCUCAAAGCGGACAUCACGGGCUUUGCAAACUGCCCAGGGCCCUAGUGUACCAUCAGGCUCGACAAGUCGGAUCGCUGGAAAGGUUCGUAAGAACUCUAUAAGCGAAGCUGCCGCUGAGAUCAAGGAGGGUAGCUGGUUGAAGUCCUCAAAGAAGACCAAAGCUGAGAAGGAAGCCCCCAAGCCUUCGAAACGAUGGAACUUCUUCCAAAGGGCCCAUGCCGGACCUCGCACAGCGACACCAGCGGCUCCUGCUGUCAGUCCCGUGAAUCAAGCGACUGCUUCCCGCUCCGUUGCGCAUUACGCAUUGAUGGACCAGUCUGGUCUUGAGCUAGACGACAUCGAGCAACUAAUGCAGGAAGUUGACGAGGGAACCGAGAGCGCUCUCUCUGACGAUGAACCAGGAAGAAGAGAGCGAAUGCAGUCUAUGCUGCUUCCGCCCAAAGCAGUGAUGCCGUCUAGCUCUGCAGCAGCUGUACGCUCAACUUCGCCUAAGGUCUUUCUGCGCUCAGAAGCACAAUCACAGCCGGAACAUCAACAAACUAAACUGAGUAUUAAUACAAGUUUCCGAGCGUUAUCCCGAAAUUCGGAACGUUACUCGCUGGCAGAUUUGACUCCGGUCACGGAUCUCUCUCGACCCUCAUCACCUUUUGGUGAGCCAUCGCCAGUUCGUGACGAAGAUCCUGCGCCACCUCUCGAAGCAGUAGCUCCCUCGCGGCCUGAGCCUGAGUUCGCUCCCGAGGUACCUGCUCAAGAUGAGUUCGUACUUCCUCAGGAUCUCCCAUCGCCCGGUCCACCGCCUAUGAGCCCACCGCCUCGCCCAAGUCGCUUGGCUCAGGUUGGGCGUAUUCCUCAGGUCGUCUCAAGUCGUCGUCAGCCACACCAGCCGUCUUCACAGUCAUUCUCUCGACCCUUUGUAUCGAAUCAACCUCGUCCGGCAGCUCCCUCCCGGACGUCUUUUGACUCAAUUGGUUCCGUUGUUGCCUCUGCCGGUCCAGUAGAGCCAUACCCUAUUCUGCAUGGCUUGAACGCCCUCAAUCAUGGGUCGGCUAUAGCUACAAUCAGUCCUAUGGAGGACGAAGCCAACCGUCGAAGCGAAUUCUUCAAGUUUCCACCUCGCAAAGAUUCUGAAGUAUCAUACUCGAGUAGCUCAGGCAUCUGGAGCUUCGCCCCCGCUAUUGGUACCGCUGUCGUGCCAAGUCCCAGCGCCCCGCUGUCAGAAGAUGAACUUUGGAACGAGUAUGACGAUCUGAUUGACGAAGUGCUUUCGCCCGUCACCUCUCGCACGAAUGAAGACAAAAAUAGCCUUCGCAGCCACCCGUCGCUCGAACCAAUGCCCCUUCGACCUAAGGCACCGCGUAACGUUUCAGCAUCAGAAAACGACGAUGAGGUUACGAACCCCUCACUUCAUCUUCGUCGCUCUCGCCUACUGGCUGUUCUGCAUUCCACGCAGUCUCCUACUUCGUCGAUCUCUUUCUCAGAAUUCAUCUCAGACUACGGCGAACGGAAGAUCAGUGUUAUUGACCCUGUUACCGGGAGGUUGAGCUUGCCUUCCAGUCCUCAGCUAUCGACUGGUACUGCCACAAAACGUUCGACUCGUUCCAGUUUACCAGCUUCGUUGUCGCAGACCGCCCGACAAUCCAAAGUCACUAUUGCGUCGAAGUCGAGCAAAGAUCGUGAAAGUAUCGCAACAAACCGAUACAGAGACACGCACCUAAUGGAUAUUGCCGAAAGUCAAAAUGAUGGACUCUUGUCUAUGGCCAAUCUUCGCUUCGGUGCCCUCAUGACGAGCAAGUGGCUCUCAUUUGGUCGUGUCCUAUUCAGCCCCGUACACUUCGAGUUGAAAGACCAGAACGAGGAUCGCGUACUUGUCAUUGAUGGUCUUGGCAAGGACUGGUCGUACUAUUGCGCUCUCACUUACCCUGAGGCGACUGUGUAUGACAUGGGCCCUGAUCCAUCAACAAGUACGUCAUCCGAGGGUGCGUCUGAACCAUGGUCAACAUUGAACAACCACCGCCACAUCUGUCACCCCUCCCUCGGCAAAGCAUUCCCGUUCCCCAUGCACUUCUUUGCUUGCGUCGUGCUUCGCUUCCCAACUGCACUUCCUUCGUCAGAGCACCGCUUCAUCUUGUCUGAGGCCAAGCGCGUCCUGAGACCCGGCGGCUACCUUGAAUUUAGUGUUCUUGACAUGGACUUGGUCAAUAUGGGCAACCGUGCCCGUCGUGCUGUCCGCGGCUUGAAGAUGAGAAUGCAAGUAGCGGACGACAGCAUAUCGCUUCGAAACAUCAGUGACGAGGUCAUGGCCGGUAUUGGACGCAAAGGCUUUGUCGACUGUAAUCGCUGUGUUGUUGGCGUUCCAGUUGCCGGCAAACUCCCCAGCCUCGACGACGUCAAGCGUACAACUACGAAGAGGAAGGGCAGCACAGCAAGCUCUGCCAGCAACACAAACAAGACUAUGCCUCUGCCCAAAGGACCAAAACCGGGAUUGUCCUUCUCUGACCUUCUCAAUGCCUCUGCGUCCUCCGAUUCGACCGACAACGGCAUCACCGACAUGGUGGCGCGCGUAGGUCGUUGGUGGUACUCACGCUGCUACGAGUCGCUUGUCCUCCCUGAGGCUGGCGAACCUGGUGCCGCUGCUUCCGGUAACCUCCUUGAGACUAGCAUCUGGCGCGACGAAAGCCUCAUCAACGAGUGCGAAAAGCGCGGGACGAGCUUCAAACUCCUCAUUGGCUAUGCGAAGAAGCCUGAGGUUGGUGUUCGACGAACCGUCAGCGUCUAA
This is a messenger RNA of Alternaria burnsii, 4821 nucleotides long. RefSeq lists its product as uncharacterized. The coding region runs from base 1 to 4821 and encodes 1606 amino acids. NCBI's taxonomy places the organism in Eukaryota, Fungi, Ascomycota, Dothideomycetes, Pleosporales, Pleosporaceae. The record is from RefSeq and is a predicted model, not a curated record. The transcript has a single exon.